This is a messenger RNA of Hyalella azteca, 1238 nucleotides long. RefSeq lists its product as uncharacterized. The transcript has 4 exons. The record is from RefSeq and is a predicted model, not a curated record. Lineage: Eukaryota; Metazoa; Arthropoda; Malacostraca; Amphipoda; Hyalellidae. The coding region runs from base 39 to 560 and encodes 173 amino acids.
UGUGGUGUGUGGUUCACGUUUACAAAAGGACUUUAAAGAUGGCGAUGCUGCUUCUCGUUCUCCUGUUGGCGCAACAUAGCAGCACCCAGUGGACGUCGAACAUCCAGAAUUACGUCAUCCUGGCACCAGUGCAGGACAUCGUCUCCGUCCACUCUGAAUGUUACACUCCCCCUGCGCCACUGCUGUUCAUGUCGACAGCCACGUCAUAUAACCAGUCUCGUGCAAGUAUGGUGACAAUGUGUGCUGCUCAAAAUGGGAUCCCGCUCAUCAUACGCACCACACAACAACGAGAUCAAGCCAAGAAUCUUGUGCGAUCCUCCGGUGUGGGAAACAUUUUAUUUGGAUGGUAUGCCUUCCUCUCUGCCCGCGAUGUGCACGCUGCUGAAGAUCCCAUUCGGCCCGACGGAACCAAAGUCGUGGGCUCGGUCUCCACAAAAAGCAACAUCCAAAUUGAGACCAAGUAUGAGAUAGCCACCAUGCUUAGGAAUGACGGGAAUAUUUUCAUCACAAAGGAAAUGAACCCUAACGAAUUGCCUUCCUUGUGUGAAAAAUAUCCAUAAAAAUUUCAGCCGCUGAAAGAGAACGUGUAAUAACGAAAGGAUCUUAAACUCUUCUUCUAUUAGAAUCGAAACAUAAAUCAGUGAAAUACCUCUUUCAUCCUUAAUAAGUAAUUCAAAACCAUACCAUUGUGCAAAUUCACGAAUUUAUGAAAAAAUAAUGCAACAUAUAGAUGUUGGGAUGCUUUCCUCGGUCCGCUAACUCACAUUUACCUCUCUUUUCAUCAAAACGCGUUACGCCACAAAGCGUUGCUUCACAACAUAACUCUGGUCUUUCUGAUACCUUUGCAAAAAAUAAUCACGUUUCAGUUGGUUUUUAAUUUGUGGCUUUGACCUCAUUUGGUACUUCUUCGAAUUAAAAAUAUUUGAUUGAUGUACAACUUGAAUUGAUACGACUUCAUGACGCAUCGUUGGCCAAUGCCUGAAAGUCCUGGAUGCUACAUUACCCUGAUUAACAAGAUAUUUCACAAAACACUUGAAAUAUUUAGUGGAAGAAUGUGAAUAUUUUCGGCGCGCAUUAAACUUACACAUGGAAAUUGUCCUCACGUAUUAACGAUACGUGAACGAUACUGAAUCUGAAGCUUGUUCGCUUUUCGACAGUAACAGUAAAUGUGAAGCUAACAUAUUUUGAUAAGAAAAUCAGGUUCAUUUUACAACACUUCUCUUUAACUUCACUUCUUC